AGCUUCACACUCAGGACAUCCCUGAGGGCAGAUGACCCUUCGGUGGUUUUCUCGAGACCUAGGCUGGAGGAAGGGACUGCCUUCCAGGCCUGAGAUGGCCCAGGAAUGGGAAACCCACUGAUGGUCACUGGGGCCCUCCGUGACUCCCCAAGCACCUGCCUGGGUACCCCCACAGGUGUCCCCCUCCCUACUGGGAGGAGUCUGGGGCCCCAAGUCCCAGCCUGGCCCCAAGCUGUCGGUAUACGCUGCGAGGGAAGAAGAGACUGAGGCGUGCUCUAACUAGCCUCUCCUGACUCCGGCACUGAUACUGAGGCCCAGCCCCACCUGCCCCCUUCUCCUCCCGUGCUGGAGUGGAGGUGGGGUGCGGGAAUGUGGAGAGUGGGUGAGGACUCCUGUAGCUCCCAGACCGGCUCCUGUGAGGCGCAGAUUCCCGGGCCUGCGUUGUCAGAGCGCCGAGGCCAGGACCCCGGAGUCUACGUUGACAAGCACCGAGCUGGAAGCCCAGACAGCUAAGUCCUGACUUUGGGAUACAGAAGCAAGGGUGCAUGUGGCCAGCAGAGGUGGGACGUGAGACUCGGAAAGAUUUCGGGAAGAAAUGGGCCAGGCCACUGUUGACUCCUGGGCAUGACUCCCAUUCUACAGAGAAGGAAACUGAGGCUGAGAAAGAGUCAAAGUGACAGACAGCCACGGACGGGGAGCCCUACAUCGGGGAGGCCAGAACAACCAGCCACAAAGACCUCAUGAACGGCGACUUGGCCCGCGUGAGAGCACAGAUGCAGAAGCAUGUUCACGGCAGGCCGGAACUGUGCAGAAAAUACCCCAAGACAAACAGCAAGGGGUGGGGGAGGGAGCCCUGCACGGGGACCAGGUCUGAAUCCCAGCUCUGUCACCUCGAACCCGCUGCGUAAUCCUAGACAAGCCCCCUUCCCGGCUCUGGCCUCAGUUUCCCCGCCUGUGAACUAAGUGGGUGGGACGCCGAUCACCCAGGGCCAUUGAACUCACCUGGGGCUGGCUGAGGCCGGAGGGCCUGGGCUGUCUCCCUGGGAGAUGGGGCCUGCGUCCGCUCCUGGCCAGCACAGCCGAGAACAUUUGCUCUCCUGACCAACGGACAGCCCGUCCCUCCUCCACCCUCACCCCCUCGCCGUCCCCAAAGCAAACGAAGCUGAUUGUCUCAGCCGGCCCUGUGGGUGCUGGCCGGGUGGCUAGCCGCAGGCCACAGACGGAGGUGCCACCCGCCAGAGCCCCGCCAGACACACAGGGCAUUGUCCCUCAGUCAACAGCCCCCGGGCACCUCGGCCCGGCUCCUGGCCUGCCCCACGCCCCUCGCCGCCUGCCGCUGCGCCGGGCCCAGCCAGCCGGGCCGAGGCUCCCAGCUGAUGACGAGCCCCCCCAGCCACCCCCAGCAGCCCCCUGACGAGCUAUAAUUGCUUCGCUCCAUCCUGUUGCUGCCAUUCUCUUGGCGGAGGCAUCUGGGGUUCCAGGCGGGCGGCAGCUGCAGGCCAACCGCCCGGCCCCAUGGACUGGCCGCACAACCUGCUGUUCCUUCUCACCAUCUCCAUCUUCCUGGGGCUGGGCCAGCCCAGGAACCCCAAAGGCAAGAGGAAGGGGCCAGGGCGGCCUGGCACCCUGGCUCCAGGGCCCCACCAGGUGCCGCUGGACCUGGUGUCCCAGGCGAAGCCAUACGCCCGCAUGGAGGAAUACGAGAGGAAUCUCAGCGAGAUGGUGGCCCAGCUCAGGAACAGCUCUGAGCCGGCCAGGAGGAAGUGUGAGGUCAACCUGCAGCUGUGGCUGUCCAACAAGAGGAGCCUGUCACCCUGGGGCUACAGCAUCAACCACGACCCGAGCCGCGUCCCUGCGGACCUGCCAGAGGCGCGGUGCCUGUGUCUGGGCUGCGUGAACCCCUUCACCAUGCAGGAGGACCGCAGCAUGGUGAGCGUGCCCGUGUUCAGCCAGGUGCCCGUGCGCCGCCGCCUGUGCCCGCUGCCACCGCGCACCGGGCCCUGCCGCCAGCGCGCCGUCAUGGAGACCAUCGCGGUGGGCUGCACCUGCAUCUUCUGAACCCCGAGCCUGUGGGUGGCCAGAGACCACCCUCCUUACACUCCCACGCCAAGCAAGGCCGAUGAAAAGUGAAAAGUAAACGUGUCUUUUGUUGAGCAAGACCUUGGGUUUGCUCCUUGAGGCUCCAAAGCCGGAACCUGGAUGGGGAUAGGAGGUUUGGGAGGUAGAUUUCGGAUCAAUAUGAAGGAGGAUAUUCCAUCCCUCAGAAUUCUCCCAACACUGGGAUAGGUUAUUUUAAAAAUCUCGCCUUCAUUUCUGCCAUGUAGGGCAGUCACAUACUUCCUUUAAUUUGGGUGUAUAAGCCUGUUUCAACCAAGUUAUUGGAGCUUGGUUGAUAUAGACUUAUAUAGGAGUGAGCAAGCACUAACUCUCCCCAAAUAAGUCAAGGACAAUCGCAGACAAGCUCAUAGGAAGCGGUAAGCUCCUCGUCUCUGGGACGGCCCAGUAGUGCUGAGGCUCUAUGGAUACUGUGGAGCUGGUUGGAGUAAGUGGCCUGCAAGGUCUCUUUCAGCUCCGAGAUUCUCUGCAGGUCAGCCAGCCGCCUUCGAUCUAGAGAAGAGCCUCUGGGUUGUCAAAGAGUGGGGGGUUUUAGCCUGGGCCAGCCAGCCGCUGAAAAUUUCAUGUGGGUAUGCAUUUUUCUGGGCUGAGAUCCCUUGCUUUGAACCAACACUCAAGAGUUGAGAAGCACCAGUGUAGAUUCUUCCAGCCUAUGUACCAGGGGAUCUGGCUAGAUGGUUCACUGAUAUCUCAAACUUUAGCAAGCACUAGAAUCAUGGGGAGGGCUCAUUAAAACACAGAUUGCUGGGCCCUGCAUGCAGUGGUUCUAAUUUAGGUGGGAGCUGACACUUGGCUUUUCUUUCCUUUUCUUUUAAAAAAGAUUUUAUUUAUUUGAGAGAGAGAAGGUGUGCAUGAGAGAGCACAAGUGGGCAGGAGGGGUGGAGGGAGAGAGAGAAGCAGACUCCUCACUGAACAGGGAGCCUGACUCUGGGCUUGAUCCCAGGAUCCCAAGAUCAUAACCUGAGCCAAAGGCAGAUGCUUAACCAACUGAGCCACCCAGAUGCCCUAGAAACUUGGCAUUUCUAAUGUAGUGGUUCCCAGGUGAUACUGAUGUGGCUUAUCUAGGGGCCACACUUGGAGAGCCACUGGCUUUAUUUUUGCUUUUGUUUUUUAUUUAAAUUCUAGUGUAUUAACAUAUAGUGCAAUAUUAGUUUCAGGAGUAGAAUUUAGUGAUUCAUCACACCCAGGGCUCAUCAUAACAAGUGCCCUCCAUAUACCCAUCCCCCUUCUAGCCCAUCCCCUCCCUCCCUCCAUCAGCCCUCUGCUGAGAACCACUGGUUUAUAUCAAGACACUUUGAUCAAAAAGGCAGUGCGAAUUGACUUGUCCUAAAGCCCCGGCUCAUUCCUGCCCCCAGAUAACUCCCUGUUCCCCCUAUUAGCUCCUUGCAACUCAAUCCUCCCCCUGACCUCCUAGCCCCUGCAGCUAGUCCUAAAUCAGCUGUUCCAGGGUCUAAAAAUACCUUCCCUGCCCCAAGACAGCUGAGGGGCUGAGGCUCUUUUCUGAGGGUAAGAAUAGCUGGCACUUCAGAGUUCAUUUCAAUAAAGAGGGCCAGCCGCCAAUACAGGGAUACUUUGCUUGGCUACUCUACCUUCAGCUUUAGCUCUGAAUGUUUUAAGAGUCUAAUUCAUGAAAGGGCAAUGAUUAGGUAUGCGCCUGUCUGGGUCAGUAAGCAACUUACCUUUUUUGGUAUUGUUCUAGAGUGGAUACUGGUUAAAAUUACCCCAGGAAGCUUUGGCCUGGUUCCAGACACAUGGAAAAUAGACUCCAUGUGCCAGCCCAACCUGAUGCCUUCAGCAGCCGUUCCUCCUCCCUGGAGUUAUUUCCGAGGCCCCCACAGCCUGCUCUCCAAGUCUUAGGACCUCAGUGGCACACGAGGGACCCAGAGCCUCCAAGGCCUUGUUGUGGGGUGAGGACAUGAGAAGAACUGAGCUGCUGGAGGGUUGCUCUGGUCUUGGGAGACCUUGGGUUCCCUGGGGCAUAGAGGUUGGGUGGGGAAACUCCUCAUCUGGGUAAGACAGACUGUCCUAUUCCUACCAGAGCAUCAGACGCACAGAGAUACUCAAUAAAUGCCAGUUAGAAAAAAAAAUAAAAAAAAAAUAAAUGCCAGUUAGUUUUAUAUGGAUGUUGGUUGCUGUUUCCACUUCCUGGGCUUUGAUAUCCUCAUCUGUGAAACGAGCAGAUGGGAUUUAGGAUCUUUGGGGUCUUUUCCAGUGUUACCAUUCUGUAGCUUAGGAACUUGGACUCAUGAGCCUGGGCUGGCAGCUGGUCCUUCCCAGUCCCUUGUUUUAAAGGCAGCAGCAGAGGGGCACCUGGGUGGCUCAGGUUGUGAUCCUGGGGUCGAGUCCUGCAUCAGGGUCCCUGCAGGGAGCCUGCUUCUCCCUCUGCUUAUGUCUCUGCCUCUCUCUCUCUCUCUCUCUCUCUCUAUCUGUCAUGAAUAAAUAAAUAAAAUCUUAAAAAAAAAAAUAAGUGCAGCAGCAGGAAGCUCAGGACCUUUGGUAGUCCAGGGAGAGUGCUGGGUCUACCCUUUGGUUUGAGUCUAGGUGUGUUUCAUGUUUUGCAUUGCCUGGUGAGAACCCCCCACUCCACGAGAACAGGGGCCUUAUCUGCCUCCUUCAGCGCGGCAUCUUCAGCACCUAGCACGGUGUCCAGUGCAAAAUAGGGUGUAGCGUUUGGUGAACGAAUGCACGCUUGCACGCAUGCACGCGUGCAUGGCGGCCUCUAGGGGGAGCCCAAGAUCUGCCCCAGCUCCUUCUGUAGCUCCUUCAAAGGUGGAUCUGGAGCAAGGCACUCCUCUUACCCUUGCCAUUCCUUAAUCAUCCCCAGCUCUACCCUCCACAACUUCCCCUUCCUCCAAGUGUUGAGGUUUUGCCUAGGUCAUCUGCUCUAGGGGUGGAGUCCCUGCGAAGAGUUUUAAAUGCCCACCACACUGCGCCCGGGACUAUUGUGGAUGAGUGUGGACUCCCUUCUUAGUUUGGCAGAUUUGGGAGCUAAGUCUCUACCAAUGCCCUCUCCUCUCCCAGAGGGCUGUGGGCCCUUGGGGCCUUCUGUCCUGGUCUGAGAAGGCUAGGCUGGGUCUUGGGGCCACGAUGGUCCCCAUACUCCCUUCUGCUAUCUUCAGGAAUCUCUGGCUUAGAGGAGGUGAAAUCUAGCUCCCAGGUUUGGGUUUGGGGAAGCAGGCCAGCAGGAAGUGUGGGCAUUUUUGUCUGCUUUGGUUCUGAGCUGUUCAGACCUGUCUACCCAGAUAAAGGCAGUUUCUGAAAAACGAGCCAGCACCACUGUAGCUAGGGCAUGGAGCCAAAGCCCCAGCCAAGGAUUGGGGGUCAGGUGUAACUGUCCUGGUUUGCCUCUUCUGUGCACACAGCCUUAGGGAUGCGAGGGAGGGAUGGUUACCAGGGACAAGUCUGAAAUUGGCCUUGGCCCCCUGGCCCAAUACCAAUGAUCAUCAAAUGCACAUCUUCAUUUCAAACAUAGACCAUGAAAGGAUGUCACUACAUACUGAUUCCACUGGAGGCCAGGGCACUGUCCCAUCCUGUGCAUGGUUGACAUUGCACUGCUCUCUCACACCCCUUCCCCUUUCCCAAAUUUGUACUUUGGAGGAGGCCACCUCCACUCCAGGGGAGGGACUUGACUGUUCUAAGCCAAUCAGCUUCAUUUCAUCCCCUGUGUCCUGAUGAUUGAUCUGGCAGCCGAGUCAUAAGCCAAUCAGCACGCGUGGUAUUUGCUCAGUCACAGUGAAUUGGUUCAGCCAGGGCCCAACUGGCCCAGAGUCGGCUUUGGUUCACAGUUGGGAGAGACCUCUCGCCCUGGGCCCUGUUGGCAGCCCUCCUUGACCCAGAGAGAAGUGGCUCUGGCACUGCAUGGGCUGAUGCCUGCUUUGUGCCUGGAUUCUCAUAACCAAUAAAACCUUUUUAUUGCUUAGGCCA
Messenger RNA from Canis lupus familiaris (dog), 6039 nucleotides. It is a transcript of the gene IL17B, whose product is annotated as interleukin 17B. Bases 1516 to 2058 code for a protein of 180 amino acids. The transcript has 4 exons. Gene Ontology annotation, cellular component: extracellular region. The record is from RefSeq and is a predicted model, not a curated record. Lineage: Eukaryota; Metazoa; Chordata; Mammalia; Carnivora; Canidae. Gene Ontology annotation, biological process: inflammatory response. Gene Ontology annotation, molecular function: cytokine activity.